This is a messenger RNA of Talaromyces proteolyticus, 405 nucleotides long. RefSeq names its product ubiquitin-conjugating enzyme E2-16 kDa. Gene Ontology annotation, molecular function: ubiquitin conjugating enzyme activity. The transcript is spliced from 3 exons. Gene Ontology annotation, cellular component: nucleus. NCBI's taxonomy places the organism in Eukaryota, Fungi, Ascomycota, Eurotiomycetes, Eurotiales, Trichocomaceae. Gene Ontology annotation, biological process: protein polyubiquitination; ubiquitin-dependent protein catabolic process. The annotation marks the transcript as partial. The record is from RefSeq and is a predicted model, not a curated record.
UACAGUGAUCCGCCCUCAUCCUGCUCUGCUGGCCCUAUUGGCGAUGAUUUGUUCCACUGGCAAGCUACGAUCAUGGGUCCUGGCGACUCCCCAUACUCUGGCGGUGUUUUCUUCCUAGGGAUCCAUUUCCCUACGGACUACCCGUUCAAGGCCCCCAAGGUUAACUUUACGACUCGAAUCUAUCACCCCAAUAUCAACUCCAACGGUAGUAUCUGUCUGGAUAUUUUGAGAGACCAGUGGAGUCCGGCUCUUACGAUCUCGAAGGUUCUUCUGUCAAUCUGCUCGAUGCUCACAGACCCCAACCCCGACGACCCCUUGGUGCCGGAGAUUGCGCAUGUCUACAAGACAGACCGCGGUCGAUACGAUGCCACAGCCCGAGAAUGGACACGCAAAUACGCAAUUUGA